Equus caballus (horse) is the source of this 903-nucleotide messenger RNA. The record is from RefSeq and is a predicted model, not a curated record. Lineage: Eukaryota; Metazoa; Chordata; Mammalia; Perissodactyla; Equidae.
AUGUCCAUAUAUCCUCUGGUUCCUAAAAGCAAAGCUGUGGAGGUCACCAAAUUAGCUAUAGAUGCUGGGUUCCGCCACAUUGAUAGUGCUUAUGUGUACAAUAAUGAAAAAGAGGUCGGACAGGCCAUCCGAAGCAAAAUUGAAGAUGGAACUGUGAAGAGAGAAGACAUAUUCUACACUUCAAAGCUUUGGGUCACUUUCCUUCGACCAGAGUUGGUCCAAUCAGCCUUGGAAAAGUCUCUGAAAAGACUUCAACUGGACUACGUUGAUCUCUAUCUCAUUCACUUUCCAACAGCUGUGAAGCCAGGGGAGGAGUUUCUUCCGAAAGAUGAACAUGGAAAAGUAAUAUUUGACACAGUGGAUCUCUGUGCCACAUGGGAGGCCAUGGAGAAAUGUAAGGAUGCAGGAUUGGCCAAGUCCAUCGGUGUGCCCAACUUUAACCGCCGCACGGAGAUGAUUCUGAACAAGCCAAGACUCAAGUACAAGCCUGUCUGCAACCAAGUGGAAUGUCAUCCUUAUCUCAACCAGAGCAAACUGUUGAAUUUCUGCAAGUCAAAAGGUAUUGUCCUAGUUGCCUAUAGUGCUUUGGGAAGCCAGCGCACAGAAGGAUGGGCAGACAAGAGCUUCCCAGUUCUGUUGGAGGAUCCAGUCCUUUGUGCCAUGGCAAAAAUGUAUGAGCGAACUCCAGCAGUGAUUGCCCUUCGCUACCAGCUACAGCGUGGGGUGGUGGUCCUGGCCAAGAGUUACAAUGAGAAGCGGAUCAAAGAGAACAUUCAGGUUUUUGAAUUCCAGUUGACUUCAGAGGACAUGAAAGUCCUAGAUGGCCUAAACCGAAAUCUUCGAUAUCUUCCUUUACGCGUUGCUGCUGACCAUCCUGAGUACCCAUUUUCUGAUGAAUAUUAA